AUGAGGCAAACAAAGUGUGGCCUCGGCAGGCUCGCCGAGGCGUUCUUCAUGGGAUGCUGCCUGCUGAUCGGAAGGGAGUACAUCAUGCUGCUGGCCGAUAACAAUGCCGACCAAGGCAAGACGAUGUAUACCGUCUUUAAGUUAAUCACUUUCCUUACGAUAAUAGCGGCAGGAGAUCCACGCUGUUACUUGCCGUCUCUGAUAACUCCUUCCGUGGUGGUACAGUUCAUUUGCUCGUUCCUGGUUUUCGGUUUAAGCGGCGGCGGGACGUACACCCUCAUCGUGCAGUGCUUGAUACUAGCGCUAGGUGCCGUAAUGAACACGUUACUGCUGCUGCAGGCGGCCACGGAGUUUUCGAAUAACGCAGCUACUACUCUGGCAUUCCUCUGCGGAUGCGUGUUUUCGUACGAAUUGGCGGAUAUUUGCAACGCUCUGCCGUGGUUCCGUAGGAACAUGUUUAUGAGGUUGGUGCUGAGGGAGUUUCCCUCCCACGCACUGAUUCAGACCAAGUGCGCUGCCAUGGCGGCAGCAAUCACGAUGCGCUACGCAUUGGGAGAACAAUGCAGCUUCUACAGUGUCGAUCUUUGGAAGUUUUACAAAGCACACAAGAAUGCGUUUGUUGAAUGGAGAACGCAUCCCCUAUUCGGGUUGAUCCUAAGAGAAAGGUCUAAGAAGAUGAUGCCGCUGUACACCUGUAUGGCCAUACUGAUUGCAAUAAUAGGGGCCCUGCCUCCCCACGCGCAGCUGUUUAAGUUGCCGCUUGCAAAUUACAGGCUAAUGUAUAUUGCCGGGUUCGAGGAAUGGGCGCUGGGCGCCGGGGUCCUCAUGGGCGCGAUCCUGCCGUUUCCCCGGUCGUGCAAAUUCAUGUUGCACGUAACUGUUCUCGUCAUGUGCCUGCUAAAUACGCUGCACGUGCCGAUAUACAUGCACUUUACGUCUUUGUCGAUGCUAAAACCGUAUACGCUCACCUGGUUUUGCAUUGUGACCUCGUUCCUUGAGGGAUACACCCUGAGCUACGGGAUUGGACAACUUGUAUCCGUAGCCUUUUUGCGAGGGUGUAGUGGUGUGCUCGUUAGUAAGAGCUGUUGUGAAGCAAUUGCGGACGCGCAAUGCUUCUGUAAACAAAAGGCGGAUAAUUUUGAAUGUAGGGGUAGGUAUGACCCAUCGAGGGCCGGGAGCCCAGGUGCUAAACAGAAAUCCCCCAGUGUCUCAACAAAUCACAUUAUAUGGGUAAAGCAAUGUGAUAAUACCUAUAAUAUGGGAAGAUGUUUCCCACUGAAAUGCAAAUGCACUCCAGAACCUGGUGCUAGUAGCCAGGGCAAGGUUCAGAAGACGUGUAUUGAGUGCACUAUGUGCAAUAAAAAGGAUGGUGACUGCAAGACCAAGGAACUUAUACCAGUAACAUGCACAAAGAAGAUUGCUGCAGUAGAUGAAAAGGUUACUAAGGCUGAGGAGAACCAACAAAAUAAGGGUGGUAGCGGCGAUUCUGCAGGAGGGGCGGGUGGUUCGUCAAGUAGCCCUACUUCACCAUCUACGCCAACGAAAUCACAAGCUGCUGUUUCACUUCAGCAGUCGCAGGAAUCACUACCCAAAUGCACUGAGGCAGAAGGAAAAGGUGCCUCAGCAUCACCCAAAGCUGGUGCUGCAAAAGCACCGGCGAAAGAAGAAAAAACUAAACCUGAUUCCGAGAAAGCUACAGGCGUUGAAGCUAAGGAUGCUGCGAAGAAAAAGAAAAAGAGGGAAAGUAAAUGCUUUUGUAAGAAUUUGCUUGAAAAUGACUGUGCGACGGGUUGUUUAGGCUGCGUUUGCGUAACGGAGAAGGAAUAUGAAUAUGAAGAGGAGAUUGAAGAAGCAAAACGAAAGGCCGCUUGCAAGAAACUGAAAUGCGUUGAAUGGAUUACGACGCAGCAAGCACAGCACUAUGUGUUGCGGAAUGCACAAAGCUCCACCUGCGACGAUUGUGAUCUGACAUUACUGCUCGAAGCUGUGCCGGUGGGAAACAGGAGCGAAAUGUGUUGCCUAUCCACCGUAGAAGAGCCUCCGUUCACAUGUUGCUGGCAAGAGUGGAACCCGGACAUGGAUAGACUUUACAUAGGGUAUUUGGAUGCCGAUUGCCCACUGUGCUCCAUAGUGGAAGUACGAACGAUGGAUUUCGCAAAAGAGUACUCUCAGAAUCUAAAUGAGUCAUUUUGUCACCACUUCAAUAUUCGUAGCAUGGAAUUCGGAUCAUGCUGCCACAGUACGUUAUAUCUGAAAAUGCUUUGUGACAAAAGAGACAAGUAUCCGCAUCUCCACAGACGAAGAUACGAAUUCAAGCAUUAUCCGAUAUCAUACCUCUACUUCACUACAGCUGCAGUGAUGAAUGAGGAGGUGGAAAAACUGAAAAGUAAAAGAGGGCAGUCUUCAACAGCGUCUUCUGCGCUGCUAUCGAGUACUGCUGCUGCAAGUACAGGGUCAUCAGGUGCACCCGGUGCUCCGUCGGGAGUCGGAGGAGCAGCAGCGGGUAGUGCUGGACAAAUAUCAUCAUCAGGUUCAACGCCAUCACCAGGUCCUGCUGCAGUACCAGGUGGUGGUAAUGGCGGUAGUGGUGGUGCACAAGCGUCACAAAAUACCGGUCAAAACGUAACUCAACCUGCUGGUGGCGCUUCUCCAGUCGCUUCUAAGCCUACCGAUAAUUGUGACGAAAAUGGCAAUCUUGUUUUGUCACCGUCUACAGAAUUCUUGGUCGACCAGAAGUACAAGACAUGCUGUUUCGGUGUUGCCACCAGGUUAUUCGCGUAUUACCGAUACGUAACCGAAAUGAACGGAUGUAACUACUGUGUUACGGAUAAGUGUGAUGAGUCACGUCAACCAGUCCAUUGUGACUGCAAGGGUGGCAAGUGUUCCAUAGGUUGCUGCGUCAAGGUCCAAUUUACCGAUGAGAUCUCUACGCAGAACAUUGCCAACAAAUACAGGUACAUCUCGAUAGUUUGUUUUUUCGCCCUCUGCUUCGUUAUGCAGUUGAUUCUAACGUAUAUAUACCAUUCUUUCACCAGCCCAAGCAGUGCGGUAUACUGCGAUUUUGGCGUGCAUAUGCAAUCCAUCACCAAGGGCGGCUGGAAGGGCGCUAUCAGAGCGCAGUUGGCAGACCCGCAAUCUGAGGUUUUCACACUCCAACACCACGAUACCGAGAAGGGCAUGGCAAAACUCGUACAACCGCUCGAAUUGUUCAUCCCCGGGAAUGUAGAUAGUUUCGCGACUUGGGUGAAGGCGCAGGUGGCGUCGGUUUUCCCGGAAUUCGCGCGAGUCUACGAUUUGAAAAUGUAUUAUACUGCGUGUACGGCUCUGUGCAUGUAUACGAUGCGAAAGUGCUUCGAAGUUGUUGAGCCUCUGAUUCGACUUCACCUGCAGAGGUGGGAACGGCGGUGGGAGAAGGAGUUCGCCUGUUACAAGGAAUCGCUGGUAGGCGCGUUAGAGAAGUCCGCCCACAUGUCGAGGCUGGCGCAGGUUAUGCGAUACGAAAUGGGCUCCUUUAUGUACAACGCCGUCCCCGACCUACCGGACGGCGCCUGGACCGCACUGAUCGAUGAAAUUAAAUUGUACCAAUGGAUAACCGAACACGAGCAGCGGAUACAGAAGAAGCGUAGAUCCGGCGACUACGACAGCCAGUUAACAAUUAGGCAGAUUCUCAACAAGGUGUGGAGGAAGCGCCUGAGGCUCAUCAGGAGGCUUGAGGAACAGCGGAGAGCCGUCUUCCACUGGCAGGGGCUUACUGAUUCAUACGAAAUGUUAAAGAGGUUUUAUGCACAACAGGAUCUGGCGUUCGGCGUGACGGAAGAACCUGCUGACGACGCGGAUGACUUCCCUGUCGGCGACGACUUGUAUUCCGACGCCACGCCACACACAGACACAGCGACGCAGUCGCAUACGGAGACAAAUUAG
Messenger RNA from Babesia bigemina, 3921 nucleotides. RefSeq lists its product as hypothetical. Lineage: Eukaryota; Apicomplexa; Aconoidasida; Piroplasmida; Babesiidae. The record is from RefSeq and is a predicted model, not a curated record. The transcript has a single exon. The coding region runs from base 1 to 3921 and encodes 1306 amino acids.